AUGUUGUAUCUGAUCGCUGGCCCUUAUCUUUUUCGCAGAUGGGGCGUCGUCGUAGCCACAGCGUGUUUGAUCGCUUAUAUUGGCCAUGUCAGCACUUUAUCUACUUGUAAUGAUUUUCAGCAAUCGCUUUUUGCUUCAUGGACAGUUGCCGACUGGCUCGCCGUCUCAUUUAUCUUUGCUGGUAGCACUGCUGCAUUGGACUACUGGGAUGCUAUCAUGAAUACCUACCCAUACCUAUCCUCUGACAAACUCGAAGACCAUGUGCGCAUGCAGGAUCCAAUGAAAAUACACUACUGGAUCCACCUUACAAAGACCAUUAUGAAUUUGUCCUCUGAAGCUGAACUUGAUCCAGAACCUAUUGAGGACUUGAAAGCCGCUAUCCGCAGCUUAGGACACAACGGUCGGUCCUGGAAAACCAUGUCGAUCCUGUUCCCAUCCAACCUACGACAAGAAAUGUGCGUUCUCUAUGCCUGGUUCCGCGUCUGUGACGAUAUCGUGGAUGACAUGGAUCCCAAGAUCUAUGGCACCUUUGCACUCGAUUUGGUCCGCAAAUUUCUAAACGAAGUGUUCCAUGGCAAGAAAAGCAAGCCCGUUUCUCGCCAGGCAACAACCAAGUUCGGCAAGGCUGCAUUCGGAGACCCUAGCGUACCAAAUGUGGUCGAUUGGAACUAUUAUGCACAAUACCUUAACGAAACUCAACUGGCGACCUUGCGCGGUUUCUCUCGACUUGCACCCAUUCUUUGCCCCAAGGCUGCUUUUGCACUUACUGAUGCGUGGAAAAUCGAUAUCCAUCGCCAGGCGAUGAAGUCGCAAGACGACUUGCUCAAUUAUGCAGGUCUUAUUUCCGGCCGAUUCGCUGAACUUUGCACUUGCGUGAUCAUGUACAAGUCCGGCCGUGGAAACUGGAGCGGUGUGGAUCCCGUUGCUCGAAAAGAUGAUGUUCUCAAGCGCGCACGUGCCACUGGACAGUGUCUUCAGCUUAUCAAUAUUGCCCGUGAUCUGAUUGCCGACAGCCUCGAGGGCAGGUGCUACGUUCCUCUCCAAUACAUGCCAUCCCGACGGACGUACAAGACACUCAAGGAUUCCCGUGACCCGAGCCGAAUUGGUGAAAGCACUUUAAAAUCUUACGCGAUGCAGAUCCUCAAGCUGGCCGACUGCCUUACAGGUCAAGCACAAGUCGGCAUCGAUGGCUUGCCCUAUGAAGUACGCGACGGUGUCCGAGCAGCAUUCGAGAUCUACUCGGCUAUUUCUCCUGCUAUCCGUAACGCGCAAGGAUUCCCAAAACGUGCCAAGGUCCCCAAACGACGCCAGCAGAUGAUUGCCUUUAGCUGCAUCUAUGGCUUCCAUCCAGGAUUGGGCCGUGUUCUUCAGGCUGCUCUUUACAAGCUUCUCAUGCUUAACAAACUCAGUGGACACAAAAAGCUUGCAGACAUUGCUCUCCCAUCAAAGUGA
Zychaea mexicana is the source of this 1452-nucleotide messenger RNA. Its product is annotated as Squalene/phytoene synthase-domain-containing protein. Bases 1 to 1452 code for a protein of 483 amino acids. The record is from RefSeq and is a predicted model, not a curated record. Gene Ontology annotation, biological process: biosynthetic process. NCBI's taxonomy places the organism in Eukaryota, Fungi, Mucoromycota, Mucoromycetes, Mucorales, Lichtheimiaceae. The transcript has 2 exons.